AUGCGAUCAACCCUUUACACGGCUUUCCGCCAGCACUCCAUACGUUGCUACUCUGCGGCUACCGGUGCUGUCAACAGUCAUCCACCGUAUAAAACACUGGCAGUCGAGGCAUCGGCACCUCACGUACUACAUGUCCGCCUUAAUCGACCGGACAAACGGAACUCCAUUACGGCUGAGGUAUUCCAAGAGCUCCGGGAGUGUUUCGACCGCAUCGACGAGUGUCGUCACACGCGUGCAGUCGUACUGUCCGGCGAGGGAACGGUAUUCUCAUCGGGACUCGACUUUAGUGAGAUGUAUACACUGAUCAGCGCCGGUGGUUGGGUUAUAUCAGGUGAACAAGUGUCUCGAGCGCCGGUAGACAUCGCCCACAACGCCAAAGUAAUCCGAAAAUUGGCAAAACAGUGGCAAAACUCGCUCAACAGUAUAGCCGAGUGCUCUAAACCGGUGGUGGCGGCGGUGAACGGCCCCUGUCUAGGGGUGGGACUGGAGGUGGCCAUAGCCUGCGACGUAAGGCACUGUUCAGGCGAUGCCUACUUUUCCAUACGUGAGGUGACGGUAGGUGUGGCCACCGAUUUAGGUAGCAUUCAACGCGUGCCGAAGAUUAUGGGUAACGACUCGCUGGUGAGGGAACUGGCGUUUACGGGCCGUAAUCUCAAUGCUACCGAUGCCUUUGCUCAUGGAUUGGUGAGUAAGGUGUUACCUACCGGUGCUGAGACUGUUGGGUCAGCGAUAGAGUUGGCGAAAGUGAUUGCAGGGAACAGUCCGGAGGCGGUUCAGGGAACUAAGGCUGGGCUCAACUACUCGAGGGAUCAUACGGUUCGGGAGGGACUGGAGUUUAUGGUCGUCUGGAACCAGUGUAUGAUUCAAAGUCAAGAUCUCAUUAAGGCAGCCAUGGCUACGGCUACCGGGGCUACUAUGCCACCUGUUUUUGAUGAUUUAUAA
This is a messenger RNA of Oppiella nova, 942 nucleotides long. Lineage: Eukaryota; Metazoa; Arthropoda; Arachnida; Sarcoptiformes; Oppiidae. The record is from the annotation of a GenBank genome assembly.